AUGACAACGAUUUGCAAAGCGACUAAUAAAAAUAUUUCAUUAGAGUUAUUAAAAAAUACAGUAAAAGAAAAAUGGUUAUCUGUUAAUUUAAGAGACUUUAAAAUACCUACAUUACCACAAAAUCUAAAUUUUCAUCAUAAAACAAUUUUGAAAGAAAAAUACGUAGUCCAAGUAGAAAGUAUGAUUGAUUGUUGUAAGCCGUACUACUCUCAACUACUGAGCAUUCAAAAUGUCAAUAUUGAAGACGCUGAAAAUAAAGAGUGGAAAAAAAGUGAAUAUAAAAGAUGCCUUUCAUUAGUUGUUAGUGAUGGAGUUCAGGAAUUGAAAGCUAUGGAAUACAAACCUAUAAAACAGUUAAAAUUAAAUGAUCCUAAUCUUCAACCUGGAUUUAAAAUGCUUAUCAAAGGUCCAGUGGAGUGCAGAAAAGGAGUAAUUUUAUUAAAAGAAGAAAAUGUAUUUAUUUUGGGUGGGAAAAUUGAAUCUUUAGCAUUAACUAACAAUUUAAAAUCAAUUUUAAUAAAAAAAUUAGAAUUAAAUGAGGAAGAUUUUAUAGAAAUGAAUUCUGAUGUUAAUAAUGAUAAUAUUCAAGUGUCAGACAAUACUAAUUUUAGUGAAUUAAAUAGUGAAAAUGUUGAAACUCUUUUAUCAGAAAAUGAUGACUUAUUUUUUAAUGUGCCUUUUGAUGAAAAGGAUGUGACAGAAAAUAAAAUAUCAAAUAUUAAUAAUUUGAAUAAUGACAAAAUUAAUGAAAGUACUUCUGAAACUAUGGAUGUUUGCUUUACUUCAAAUGACUCAAAUAUUUAUACUAAUCAAAAUGUACAUCCAACACAAAAUAUAGAUGAUGAUGAUGAUGAUAUGUUAAUCGAUGAAUAUUUUGAACCUAAAUUUAAAAAACAUAAUCUACCACAAGAAGAUAAAAUUGUGCCAAAUCCUAAAAAAAUAUCUAUAGCUAAAUUUGAUGACAUGGAUACAGUUUUUGAAGAUAUGAGAGAGGAAAAAAAUUUAGAAAACAAUUUAUUUUUUGACAAUGAUUGGAAACAAGUUUUUUGUGAUCAACAAAAUCCUGAAAAUUUUUCCAACAAAUUUUCACAAAAUAAUUUACCGGAUAGAAAGAAAAAUGAUUUUCUUAACAGUUCUUCUUCAUUUGUUUCAAUAAAUCAACAAGUAGCAAUAAAUAUGAAUUCUUCAAAAAUCAGUAAUAAACCUUUUGUUUAUUUAAAACAUAUUAAACAAAUAAAAUAUCUAAAUCACCCUUGCAUUUUCACAAUCAAAGCCAUGAUUCUAACCUUGAAAAAAAAAAUAACAUUAGAAAAUGAUAAAUUUUCUUUGCAAGCAAUCAUCACAGAUGGGUCAGAAUGUUUAGAUGUUACUUUUACUUCUAACAUAUUAGAAAAUAUUCUUAAUUACAGUCCUUGUGAACUACAAGCUAUGAUGAAGGAGAAAGAACAAAACAGUGCAAUAGGUUGUAAAAUAAAAGAAAUUUUUAAAAAAGCCCAGGAAAAAUUUAUAUCAUUAAAUUGCCUUAUGAAAAUUAAAUUUUUCCCAAAUGAAAACCCCCCAAUCGUUUUACAUUUGGAAGAUUUGACCCCAUCACACCUCAAUCAACUUAAAAAUAGAUUAGACAUUUCUUAG
Pediculus humanus corporis (human body louse) is the source of this 1632-nucleotide messenger RNA. RefSeq lists its product as uncharacterized. Gene Ontology annotation, molecular function: nucleotide binding. The transcript has 2 exons. The coding region runs from base 1 to 1632 and encodes 543 amino acids. Gene Ontology annotation, biological process: resolution of meiotic recombination intermediates; double-strand break repair via homologous recombination. Gene Ontology annotation, cellular component: nuclear body; RecQ family helicase-topoisomerase III complex. The record is from RefSeq and is a predicted model, not a curated record. Lineage: Eukaryota; Metazoa; Arthropoda; Insecta; Psocodea; Pediculidae.